UUUUUGAAAGAUUUUUAAAACGUAGCAGCAGCUGUGCAAGUCCCCGUCUUUCACUUUGUGUUCUGUGAUUGUUUGUCUGAUUUAGGGAAGUGGAGAGAAAUCAAUGGCGUUUGUUUCUCAAUUAAAUCAACUUCCGUGCAAGACUCUCUCAUUGAAUCCACCGCAGCCUCAAUUGAUUUCCAAGCCCUCGAUUGUCCCCAUCGGUUCGAUUGGGGCCGGCGUCAGAGCCGCGGCGGGGAAGUCGCCGAUCUCAGCUAGACCUGCGUUCAAGGUCCGUGCGGUGGUGAACGAUGACGAGUGGGGCGCGGAGAAGGACGAGCCGUAUGGAGAUGGCCCGGCUGUGGCGGUAGCUGAAGAGGAGGAGGAGAAGCCUCUGGAGCCAUCGGAGAUUUAUAAGCUGAAGAAGGCGUUGGUGGACUCCUUUGACGGGACCGAUCGUGGAUUACGAGCGUCUAGCGAAACUAGGGCGGAGAUUGUCGAGCUGAUUACGCAACUCGAAGCGAAGAAUCCAACACCUGCUCCUACUGAGGCCCUGACUCUGCUCAACGGCAAAUGGAUUCUCGCGUACACAUCGUUCUCGGGUAUGUACCCACUGUUGUCUAGGAGUACAUUUCCAUUGGUCAAAGUGGAAGAAAUUUCACAAACAAUUGAUUCAGAGAGCUUCACCGUCCAAAACUCCGUCCAGUUUUCCGGCCCUCUAGCCACCACUUCCAUUAGUACUAAUGCAAAGUUUGAAGUUAGAAGUCCCCAGCGUGUACAGAUCAAGUUUGAAGAAGGUGUCAUUGGGACUCCCCAGCUAACGGAUUCAUUAGUGAUACCAGAAAAUGUGGAGUUUCUUGGGCAGAAGAUUGACCUUUCACCAUUCAAUGGCAUCAUAUCCUCCAUUCAAGAUACUGCUUCAAAUGUGGCCAGGACGAUAUCGAGCCAACCACCGAUCAAGUUCUCAAUCCCUAACAGCAAUGCCGAGUCUUGGUUGCUAACUACUUAUCUCGAUGAAGAUCUUCGAAUUUCACGAGGAGAUGGUGGUAGCGUGUUUGUACUCAUCAAGGAAGGCAGUGCUCUCUUAUCUCCCUAAAUAUCUCCACUCUCCUCACUAUCCUCUGCUGUUCCGAGGGGAUAAUGGAGUUCUAUAAAGGGUCCAUACGAAACUAAAUUAUUAUCUAAAAAUGCUGCUAUACGUGUUGUAGUUUCUUCUCAAAUAGUGAAUGGUAUUGCCUCCUGUUAAUAAAAGGGCCAGCUUCAAUUAUCCAUGUCUUUUGUCAUUUGAGUAUCUUUUGGGGAAAGGAACACCAUUAAUCUUGUACCACACAGUACAAAAAUCAAAGUUAAUCAAAAGGUGUGAAAAGCUUGUUUGGAUUGAA
This is a messenger RNA of Benincasa hispida (wax gourd), 1361 nucleotides long. Its product is annotated as chromoplast-specific carotenoid-associated protein, chromoplastic. NCBI's taxonomy places the organism in Eukaryota, Viridiplantae, Streptophyta, Magnoliopsida, Cucurbitales, Cucurbitaceae. The record is from RefSeq and is a predicted model, not a curated record.